Coffea eugenioides is the source of this 2504-nucleotide messenger RNA. RefSeq lists its product as uncharacterized. Bases 543 to 2207 code for a protein of 554 amino acids. The record is from RefSeq and is a predicted model, not a curated record. The transcript is spliced from 3 exons. Lineage: Eukaryota; Viridiplantae; Streptophyta; Magnoliopsida; Gentianales; Rubiaceae.
GGGUUACUCUGGCCCGAAUUCACUCUUUGGCGUGUCCUCCAGCGGUCAAUUCUGCCCUGAAAUUCGUGGUACUUAAAAGUUGCAGCCAUUUCAACAGCCAAACAACAAUGCUAAAAGUAUGCUCUCUCUCUCUCACUCUCAGCACUAUAGCGUCUUACCGCUGCAACUGUUGCAUUAAUCUAGUAGCCUACUAAGCUUUUCAAUAAUUUAUCUAUCACAAUCUUGGCUUGCCUCGAUCUUGCAAAUUGAACCCAAGAUUUGAAUCCGGAAGUCUCCCCGUUCCAUCCUUCCUUAUCUCUCUCUCUCUCUCUCUCUUUUCAUAGUACUACUACUUCGUAUAUUACCCCUUCUCUUUUCAAACCCAACCCCACACCACAGCUUUUCUAGUUGUAACCCCUCCAAUCUUUCCACUGGUUCUUUUCUCAUGCAGCUCUUUAAACUCCGAGCCCAAUUCAAAAACUGAUCCCUGCAUCAUCGUCUCCAUCAAGAUUUUAUAGGGUUUUCCGUCGUGGUGGUACCGGUGCUCUCUCUAUACCCAUCCCAUGGCUGCUCAAAAACAUUUACACGAACUUCUGAAAGAGGAUCAAGAGCCCUUUCACUUGACGAAGUACAUAGCCGAUAGGCGCUGUCUGCUUAAAACGUCCAAUAAUCCUCCUCCCAAAACGGCCUCCACAUCACUACAACUCAAGAAGGGCAAGCCUAUCAUCGAAACCAGAGCAGUCAACAAAAGCAAUUUAUGCAGGCAUGCUUGCUUCUUAUCUUUCCAUGGUUCUCCGGUGAACGUUAGAAUGUCUCCUUUUCUUGAUUUGCAUCCUUCGCCGGCCAAGAGUCCUUGUAGAAGAAAUCAAACCGGUACAGUUUUCCUCCACGUCCCAGCCAGGACUGCUGCCUUACUUCUCGAAGCUGCAAUGAGGAUUCAGAAACCGCAGCCUUCUUCUUCUUCUUCUUCUUCCUCCUCUCUCGCAAAGCCCAAAUCACAUCAGGUUAGAAACAAGGGCCUCGGCUUAUUUUCUUCCAUUCUUAAAAAACUCAAGGACCGAAACAAGAACAAGAAGGUUGGCAUUCGAGACGCUGAAUUCAAAAUUCCGCGAAAAAGCGAUGCGAAAAUGGAGGAAAAUGUAGCUGCCAUGGAGAGUACCAAUAUUGAGGUUGGAGCAUUUUCUUGUUCUUGCAACAAUAGUAGGCUUAGCAGUGCAGGAUGGUCGGAGAGUAAUGAAGACAACAAGUCUUUGGACAUGGAGACUUCUACUAGUGGCUGUAGGUCCGAGGAGGACUUAAAUGAUCAUGAAAUGGUUUUUGUUGCUCAACAGAGUUUAAAUGGUGCUUGUGCAUCUUGUGAUAAUCUUUUUUGCUCCAGCCCUUUUAGAUUUUCCCUCCAGAGAAGCCCCUCUUUUGGUGGUAGUCGGACACCGGAUUUCUCGUCUCCGACAGCAUCUCCCAGCCGCCGCAAGGAAGAGGACAAGAAGAAUAAUAAAUAUGACGGCAAUGGCUAUGAAAAUAGCGCUAAAUUGAAAUUGGAAGAAGAGGAGGAGGAUGAAAAAGAGCAGUGCAGCCCAGUAUCUGUAUUGGAUCCUCCAUUCCAAGAUGAGGAUGAAGAAGAUGAGGAUCGUGGUGAAGAAGACGAGGAAGAAGAUUACGAUCUUGAAUGCAGUUUUGCUAUUGUACAGAAGGCAAAGGAGCAGCUUCUGUACAAGCUUCGGAGAUUCGAGAAACUUGCAGAGCUAGAUCCUGUUGAACUUGAGAAAAGAAUGAUGGAACAAUUAGACGAUGAUGAUGAUGAUGAAGAUGAGAAUGAAGAAGAGCGAGCAGAGGAAGAAGAGAAAUGUAUGGAGAAUGACUUAUUGCCAUUGUACAGAGGCUGCAGUCUCGAGUCAUUUGUCAGCGAUGUAUGCAGGAAAUCAAGCCUCCCGAAUCGAAGGAAAAUUCCAGCUGACAUGAAGAGGCUAGUUUCGGACUUGAUUUCAGAGGAGAAGAGGGAAAUCAAGAGCUCGGAAAACAAGGAAAUCGUAGUAGGAAGAGUUUGCAAGAAAUUGGAUUCAUGGAAGGAGGUGGAGUCUAAUACCAUUGACAUGAUGGUCGAAUUGGAUUUCAGAACUGAGUUUGAUCUGUGGAAGAGGUUUCAGGAGCAAAGGGAAGAAACUGCAUUGGAAAUUGAAAUUGCCAUCUUUGGUUUUUUGGUGGACGAAAUAUUGGAAGAGCUACCAUAAUCAUCCGGUCUUUUGUCAAAACCUCUACCGUGGUUUUGGUUUUGCCUUGACGACUCUUUUUUUCCCUUUUAUGAAAAAAACGAAGAAGAAGAAGAAGAAGAAGAAUCGGAGGAUGAUAAUCUAACUUCAUCUGGGUUGAGAUUGUAAUGAUACAUGAAUAUUGUAUUAUUGUCCUGUGUACUCGAGCGGAUGCUUUGCGCGUCCUAAUCCUUGGUCGUAUCAAUAGUGAAGAUGCAACCGGCUGCUUGUUUUCCCCGGGAUCAAAGAUGAAACCAACCAAAGCACUUUCAAGUACCA